Molecule: messenger RNA, 1428 nt
Organism: Dioszegia hungarica
Lineage: Eukaryota; Fungi; Basidiomycota; Tremellomycetes; Tremellales; Bulleribasidiaceae
Product: cyclin-dependent protein kinase
Exons: 11
Coding region: 1-1428 (475 amino acids)
Biological process (GO): protein phosphorylation
Cellular component (GO): nucleus; mediator complex
Molecular function (GO): RNA polymerase II CTD heptapeptide repeat kinase activity; cyclin-dependent protein serine/threonine kinase activity; ATP binding
Source: RefSeq, a predicted model, not a curated record
AUGGCUUCGCUCGGAGGUGCUGGCGGUUUGGCAGGCGCCAUCGACCCAAUGCUUGCGUAUCGAGCCAAGAGGGAUAGAGAACGCCGAACCGUACUGAAGACUUACAAAAUCCUGGGUUUCAUCUCUUCUGGGACCUAUGGCCGGGUCUACAAAGCCGUCCUCCUCCCUCCCCCCAAACCCAAAUCUAUCCCUCAACAACGCAUCAACCCCUCCUCCACCUCCGCCUCGGCCUCGGGACCCGUCUCGCCCAAUCUCCCUCUCUCUCUUUCUGCGGUAGGUCCGGGGUAUAUGGACCCCCUACAUAAUCCCGAAAUGUGUAUGCGGCCGGGGGAUCUGCCGGCGAAGGAAGGGGAGGUGUUUGCGAUCAAGAAAUUUAAGCCGGAUAAGGAGGGGGAUGUGAUGACUUAUGCGGGGAUCAGCCAGAGUGGGGCAAGGGAGAUCAUGCUGAAUCGAGAGAUGCAUCAUCGGAAUCUAGUCGCUCUGCGUGAGGUUAUCCUGGAAGAUAAAGCGAUCUACAUGGUCUUUGAAUACGCCGAGCAUGACUUCCUGCAAAUCAUCCACCAUCACUCCCAAACCAUCCGCACCCCUCUCCCCACCCCCACGCUCCGCCGGCUCCUGCAUCAACUCCUGUGCGGCGUCCACUUCCUCCACUCCAAUUUCUGCCUACACCGCGACCUCAAACCCGCCAACAUCCUCGUCACUUCCGCUGGGGUCGUCAAGAUCGGAGAUCUGGGUUUGGCGCGGUUAUGGCACAAGCCGCUUGCGCAGGGGGGUCUGUUUGGGGGUGAUAAGGUCGUUGUGACGAUUUGGUAUCGUGCGCCGGAGCUUAUAUUGGGAGCGAAGCAUUACACGGCCGCUAUUGAUAUGUGGGCUGUGGGAUGUAUCUACGCCGAAUUGCUAUCGUUACGACCGAUCUUCAAGGGGGACGAGGCGAAGCUGGAUAGUAAGAAGACACUGCCGUUUCAGCGAGAUCAGAUGGGUAAGAUCUGUGAGGUCCUAGGUCCGGUCAAACCGGAUGUAUGGCCCGGUAUCACCCAUAUGCCAGAGUACAAGACUUAUCUCAACUCUGGACCCUAUCCCACUCCUCACCCACUUCCGAGCUGGUACUCGUCCCGCUCCAGCUCAGCGACGGGGUAUGAGCUCCUCUGUAAGAUGUUUGAAUGGGAUCCCGCACGGCGGAUCACGGCGAGAGAAGCGCUCGGGCAUGGAUGGUUUCUAGAUGAGGGCGGGGUAGAUGUCAAAAGCGUGUUUGAUGGUAGUACGAUCAGCUACCCCCAAAGACGGGUCACGCAUGAGGAUAACGGGGACGCCAAGAUGGGAUCAUUACCGCCAUCUCUGGCGAAUCCACGACUUCCCGGGAGCAGCAACUAUCGCCCAGCAAGCGUAUCACUCGCGGCUGCAGCGGCAAAGAGGACCAAGCUGAGAUGA